Molecule: messenger RNA, 1190 nt
Organism: Mytilus californianus (California mussel)
Lineage: Eukaryota; Metazoa; Mollusca; Bivalvia; Mytilida; Mytilidae
Product: microtubule-associated protein RP/EB family member 3-like
Exons: 7
Coding region: 375-1106 (243 amino acids)
Biological process (GO): regulation of microtubule polymerization or depolymerization; protein localization to microtubule plus-end; spindle assembly
Cellular component (GO): microtubule plus-end; microtubule organizing center; spindle midzone
Molecular function (GO): microtubule plus-end binding
Source: RefSeq, a predicted model, not a curated record
AUUAAGAUAAUCUUUUCUUGGUAUAUGUGUUCUAUAUCUAUAUCUAUACUUAAGCUUUAAUGUUGUCUCUGUUGAAUUAUAUUCAAACGUGUUUAAAACAAUGACAAAUUAGAACUUUUUAUUUGGUAUAAGCGCUUCCUUUUUCAACAGAGAUUUAAAGGUGACUUUUGUAUGUUCGCAUGAUGAAUGAUUUUUCCAUGAGGGUAGUAGACAUGUAGACAGGUAAAUGGAUACAACCUUUUCUAUAUUUUGUGAUUCAGAAUUUCUACACAAAUUUUGUAGCAAAUAAAGACAGGAACCUUACAAGCGACGACAGUAUAUAUAUCUUUAGUAUUACGGUUUAAUACGCUGACUUUCAACUUUCAUUUCAGAAAAUGACAGCAAUCAACGUACGAUUGACUAACAAUCACACUUCUCAUAACUUGAGUAGAAAUGACAUCAUUCAUUGGAUAAAUAGUAUCUUAAAUACAAACUACAACAAGAUCGAAGAGCUUUGUACAGGUGCUGCUUAUUGUCAAGCUGUUGAUAUACUGUUUCCUGGUAAAGUGCCACUCCAGAGAGUCAAAAUACAGACCAAACUCGAGCAUGAAUUUAUAAAUAACUUCAAAAUAUUACAGAAUGCCUUCAAUAAGACUGGAACAGACAAGAUAAUUCCAGUCGAACGUUUGGUAAAAGGAAGGUUUCAAGAUAAUUUCGAAUUUGUUCAAUGGUUCAAACUGUACUUUGAUGCAAACUGUAGAGGAAUGAAAUACAGUCAACCACAAAAUAGACCACAGUCUGUCAUUGCUAGACGAUCAAAAAGAACAUCAAGAAAUUCAAGUAAGAGCUCAGCCUCGUCUUCAUAUCGAGUAGAAUCUGGAGGUCGACCUAGUAGUGAAUUAGAUGUAGAACUUGAAGAACUUAGGCAGCAGAUUAUGGAUGUUAAAAUGGAUAAGGAAUCCUUAGAAAAAGAACGAGACUUCUACUUCGGUAAAUUACGUCAAAUUGAAGUCCUAUGCCAAUCUGAAGACUAUGAAGAAGAGCCAAUGUCAAAGCAUGUAAUGGAUGUGUUAUGUGCUUAUGAGGAUGGAUUCGAACCACCAGUGGAGGAAUAUGAAGAAUACUGACACGUUUCAGUACCCAGAGGAAUCAGAUAGUUAUCUGGAGGACUUUUAAUUAAUUUCUUUGUAAAUACAAUUGACGUCUUUGGU